AUGGCGACCACUAAUGACAUUCAAGAAGAAGAACCCCCCACGACUGCACUUGAGAAGCAAGUUAAGACGCUCGCCGCAGCUGUGGAGCGCCUCACCAAACAAAACCGCAACCUGGAGGAGCAGCUGAACCAGAAAAACGCGGCACCAAAUAACCAAGGAGCGGAUCAAGAAGUAACCAGCGCUAAAAGGAGGGAUCACAGGGAUAAAUAUUGCUGCUUCCACCGUGACCAUGGUCACAACACAGUUGAUUGCUAUGACUUGAAGCAACAGAUUGAAGCCCUUAUCAGACAGGGAAAACUGCAAAGGUUCGUCAGUAAGGAGAGAACAGAUCCACCCCCACAAGAACAGCACCCUCGACGAGAGAACGAGCGACCAAGACCCCCCAUAGGGGACAUAAGGAUGAUAGUGGGAGGAACAGCUGCAGUCGGAUCUUCAAAAAAGGCUCACAAAACCUACCUCAAGAUGGUACAAAAUGUUCAGCUAACUGGUACCGUGCCAAAGAUAGCACGAAGAGAAGGCCCCAUUAUCGGAUUCUCAAAAGAUGAUGCGCGAUGUCUGCACGAUCCACAUGACGAUGCGCUCAUCGUUAGCAUAAGGGUAGGAGACUACAACAUGCACCGAGUGUUGGUCGACAACAACAGCUCAGCAGAUAUCCUAUACUAUCCGGCAUUCCAGCAAAUGAAGAUUGAUAAGGAACGAUUAAUUCCGACAAACGCCCCGCUCAUUGGCUUCUAA
Messenger RNA from Quercus lobata, 735 nucleotides. RefSeq lists its product as uncharacterized. Lineage: Eukaryota; Viridiplantae; Streptophyta; Magnoliopsida; Fagales; Fagaceae. The transcript has 2 exons. The record is from RefSeq and is a predicted model, not a curated record. Bases 1 to 735 code for a protein of 244 amino acids.